This is a messenger RNA of Mytilus californianus (California mussel), 492 nucleotides long. Its product is annotated as toll-like receptor 6. Bases 1 to 492 code for a protein of 163 amino acids. The transcript is spliced from 2 exons. Gene Ontology annotation, biological process: immune response; toll-like receptor signaling pathway; inflammatory response. NCBI's taxonomy places the organism in Eukaryota, Metazoa, Mollusca, Bivalvia, Mytilida, Mytilidae. The record is from RefSeq and is a predicted model, not a curated record. Gene Ontology annotation, cellular component: membrane. Gene Ontology annotation, molecular function: transmembrane signaling receptor activity.
AUGGCGGCAGAAAUUCAGGAAAAAGAACAACGUCCAAUCGAAAGAAGAGUCCUUCCUGAUGGUAAAAAGUUCCACGUGUUUAUAUCCUACAGCAAAAGUGACAGAUCCUGGGUUGGAACAGUAAUAGAACACUUACAAAGUGAUUACAAUCUUAAGUGUUUUGAUCAUUCAACAGAUUUUAUACCUAGACAGACAAUAACGAAAAAUAUAGAACAUGCUAUCACUACAAAAUGUAUGACAAAAUCAGUGAAAACAAUGUUUAUUUUAACGAAGGAGUAUAGUGAGAGCUACUGGUGUCAAUAUGAAAUAGAAUUCGCUAUAUUGAAGUUAUUCACUGAAAUGAAAGAAAAUGUCAUCAUUCCAGUUUUAAAAGAAGAAUGUGAGAUACCUGGCUAUCUUAGAUCAUUUACCUACAUAAAUGUCACUGGCGACAUGAACGUCUGGCUUCCUAAGCUUGCAUUAGCCAUUGAAGCAGAAGGUGUUGUAUCUUAA